Orbicella faveolata is the source of this 2081-nucleotide messenger RNA. RefSeq lists its product as uncharacterized. Lineage: Eukaryota; Metazoa; Cnidaria; Anthozoa; Scleractinia; Merulinidae. The record is from RefSeq and is a predicted model, not a curated record.
UCUCAUCCGUCCCUCAAAAAUUAAUGGUCCUUACCUAACGAUAACUAAUGGAUACGAACAUUUCAACACGAAAUGAAUAUCUAUUCAUGUCAAAUUAGCCAUUUUUAAUUAUUGAUUUCAAUUACUGGCCCCUAGGCGGGGCAAAACGAGUGACCAAGAAGGAGUGCGCACAACAAUAACUUUCAGUGAAUAUUUGUAAUUUUACAGGCCUCCUCCAGAAAGAAAGUCAAAAGAUGUAAACAGUAUAAAACGUGUUAGGGCGAAACGCACAGCGACUAAACACAUCGACGAACAAAACGAACCAAUCGAGGACAAAAACGACGUCAUCGAGGAACAACAGCUAGAGCUCGAUGAGCAUCGUGAAUCAAAAGACCCUACCCCAGUGGAAGAUCUUCCUGCUCAACCUCAGCCCUCUGCAUUCCCGACUAAAUCCACCAAGAGAACCAAACCAUCCAAAAAGAUUCUUUCACAAACUGUUGUGUAUAAAGAAAAGGAGAAAGCACCGAAGUCUGAACAAAAGUCACCCGAGCACCAGGAGGAGACUGAAGAUGAUUUACUAGUUUCUAGUCCCACUCCUGCUAUAGAAACGGCGCAGUCUGGUGAAGAGCAAAUGCCGGCUGAAAGCGAGGGAACUGGGGAGGAAAUACUAGUAACAGAGGAGAAAGUCAAAGACGACAAUGAUAUAACCACGGAAGUAACAAGGAAUGGAAAUGACGGUGAAACGAAGCCAGCGGAAGAAGGGGACACCGGAAAGGAGCAAGAAAAAGACACGAAAAAGGAACAAGAGAAAGAGAAAGAGGAACAGGAACAGGAACAGGAAGAAGUCAAAAAAGUGGUUCCAAAGAUUCGAGGAGUGAACCGAGUGAACGCGGCAUUUAAAGAACGAGCAGAGCUGGGAAAGAGACUGCAGAACGUUUUGAAGGAAGCCAUCAGUGAUGUCAUGGGACAGGCAGAUAUUAAAACAAGGAAAGAUUCGACCAUUGACUAUUUGGCACAAUACAGACUUGUGGAUCGAAGCCGCCUUGAAAUGUAUGGCCGCGCGUUCACACUAGAAGAUGACGACGAAGACGGCAUUAUAUCUUACGAGCAAAUGCUGCUUGCCUUAGAGGGUGUACCAAGCAUUGCAGGGAUGUCAAGGAAACAGCUUUUGUUUGUAUUACAGGUUCUCGAGCUGUUCCCUGGGUCGAGAAUAACUUUCAAGAUGUUUUCAGUGACGACUGCCUUGUGUGAAAGAGUGACAGUACUAGAUGCGUUUGUCAAACAACUGGUUGAGGAUCUCGACCUUUUUGAUCUGGAGUGCAAGUUGGGAAUGUUUAGGAACAUGUUUUUCGUAACUGGAGAUUACUCGGUAACUUUCAUCACCGCUGAUCAACUUAGAAUCGAACUGAAGGCUGGCGGGCUCAACCAGAAGCAAGAGGAUCACGUGAUUGGACACAUACUUCAGUCAAGUGUGACAGGAGAGAUUUCGUUCCUUGAUUACAUGGCGUACUUACCACUGUUUCUUUCCAUCCACCAAAAUAUCUGUGAAAACGCUCUCGACAUGUCACGCAACAAGUACCAGCGGAAGGAUACGACGUGACCACAAUAUGACAUGCAGAAACAAUAUGACAUGCAGAACAUAUCGUUACAAAGAGAAAACUACAGUUAUCGACUGCAUAGAUGCAGUGAAUUCAGGAGUGCAAGGAUAGAAUCCUCAGAGUGAGCCCACAAGUUUCGAAUCGGCUCUCGCUUUGUAACGUGUUGCUAGGAACCAUGUUGUGUCGUCAUGACGACAAGCUAAUGAGUGUCCUUUAGUGUCUAAAAUGUGUACGCCUUUGUACAAUUUUUUUUCCUAAAACGAACUAACUUUGCAAACUUUUCUUCCCAUUCAAUGUUGGUAUACAUAAAUAGUCGUUGUUCUUUAACCAUGAGUACACUAUAAGGUUUGUUGUUGUUGUUGUGUAUACUUGUCUAGAAGACACAAACUACCGUUGAAGUGGCUACAAUUUAACACAAAAAAGAUAGAUUUCUUACGACGAGACUGUAGACUAUAAUAAACAAUAAUAACAACAAAACAUUAAAGUUAGCUUUUUUAUACUUUC